CCGGAAGCCGCGUGUUCCGGCGGCGAGCCGUGGCGCGGCUGCCGUGCGACCAUGGGCCGGAGGAGAGCGCCGGACACCGCGUCCCUCGGCCGGGCCCUCAUCCGCCAGCAGGCGCAGCGGAGCCGUGGCCACCGCCACCCCGACGCCUGGCUGCACACGAGCGAGCUCAACGAUGGCUACGACUGGGGCCGGCUGAACCUGCAGUCUGUCACCGAGCAGAGCUCCCUGGAUGACUUCCUUGCCACCGCGGAGCUCGCGGGCACGGAGUUUGUAGCUGAAAAGCUUAAUAUUAAGUUUGUACAUCCUGGAACUAGAACUGGACUACCAUCUUUUGAGGAGAGUGAGAGAAUUAAGCAGCUCCAUGAAGAAAACAAACAGUUCGUGUGUAUACCAAGGAGACCAAAGUGGGACAAAAAUACUAGCCCAGAAGAACUCAAACAAGCAGAGAAAGAUAACUUUCUAGAAUGGAGACGUCAGCUUGUCCGGCUAGAAGAGGAACAAAAGCUGUUACUAACGCCAUUCGAAAGAAAUUUGGACUUUUGGCGCCAGCUGUGGAGGGUGAUUGAGAGAAGUGAUAUUGUGGUCCAGAUAGUAGAUGCCCGGAACCCACUCCUGUUCAGAUGUGAAGACUUGGAAUGUUACGUAAAAGAAAUCGAUGAGAGUAAGGAGAAUGUCAUCCUGAUAAAUAAGUCAGACUUGUUAACUCCUGGGCAGCGGAGUGCUUGGGCAGCACAUUUUGAAAAAGAAGGUGUGAAAGUGAUUUUCUGGUCUGCUUUGGCUGAAACCGUUCAACUGGCUGGUGACCACAAGGAGCAAAGAACUGAAGCUGCUGGAGAGUCAUCUGGGUUGGAAGACUCGAGCAGUGCCGGGAGUGAGGAGGAUGACAGUGAGUACGAGGACUGUCAGGAGGAGGAGGAGGAGGAAGGCUGGCAGACGUGUCUGGAAGAGGACAGUCCAGAUGAAGAGAGUUGCAGCCAGGACCGGCAGGAAAGCACGCGUGUGGAAUCCGGGGCUCAGGGGAGAGAGACCCCACCAACGAAGCCGAUACACAAUUUCAGCCACCUGGUAUCAAAGCAGGAAUUACUGGAGAUCCUGAAGGAGCUGCAUACUGGGAGGAAGGCAAAAGAUGGGCAGCUUACUGUUGGGCUGGUGGGCUACCCAAAUGUUGGUAAGAGCUCAACAAUCAACACCAUCAUGGGCAACAAGAAAGUGUCCGUGUCUGCCACGCCUGGUCACACCAAGCACUUCCAGACGCUGUAUGUGGAACCUGGCCUCUGCUUAUGUGACUGCCCCGGCCUGGUGAUGCCAUCCUUUGUCUCUACCAAGGCAGAGAUGACUUGCAAUGGGAUCCUCCCUAUUGACCAAAUGCGAGACCAUGUCCCGCCCGUGUCACUUGUUUGCCAGAAUAUUCCGAGACAUGUUUUAGAAGCUACCUAUGGCAUUAGUAUAAUAAUGCCUACAGAGGAUGAAGAUCCUGCUAGACCGCCAACAUCAGAAGAACUGUUAACCGCUUACGGGCGUAUGCGAGGUUUCAUGACAGCACAUGGACAACCUGACCAGCCUCGAUCUGCGCGCUAUAUCCUAAAGGAUUAUGUCAGUGGUAAACUGCUGUACUGUCACCCUCCUCCCGGAUGCGAGCCUGUGGCCUUUCAGCAUCAACACCAGCAACUCCUCGAGAUGAAACUGAAGGGUGAUGAAAUAAAAAUACGGUCUGGAGGGAAUAAGAAAGUCAGGCAGAUUGAAAACGUUGUCGAUGAAACUUUUUUCCAUCAAGAAAAUGUCAGAGCUUUAACCAAAGGAGUUCAGGCUGUGAUGGGCUACAAACCUGGCAGUGGCCUGGUGACAGCAGCUUCUGUGAACUCUGAGAGCAGGCUUGGGAAGCCCUGGAAGAAGCAUGGCAACAGAAAUAAAAAAGAGAAGAGUCGCCGACUCUACAGGCACUUGGAUACAUGAACGUGAGCCGCAGCGGAAAUGGCGUCUGCAUUGUGCACGGGCGCUGAAGCCUACCUGCCCGGCCCUGUGGUGCUGUGCGACGGAGCCCCGGAGUAAGGUCCAGACUGAAGGCCCUGGCUGGCCAGCUCCAGCCAACGUAGAGUUCCUGGAAUACCAGAAAUCUGAUAGAGAAGACUGAGUGUAAGGAGAGGGGUGAGCAAUGAGUAUUUAUUUGUGUCAACACGUACACAAAUGCAAUCAUUUGUAAUUUGAAAGGUAUUAAAAUCAGAUCAUCUCUAAAUGUGUUUUAGUGGUUUACAUAAACAGGCUGCCAUUGGCUCAGCCCACAUUCCUUUUUUUUUUCUUUUUAUAGUCCACAAUUUUUAAACACUGAAACAUCAGUGAGCUUUUAGGUGAAUAUUUUGAGUCCAGUAUUUAGCUUAUUCAACUUCCCUCUCAUGCAGACCACAUCUUGGAAGGAGAGGCAGACAUACGUGAUUUUUUUAAAAAAGAACAGUCUUUGUAAACCUUGCUCCACAGGGCUGGAGAGAGUGCUGAGGCUAAGACACUGUUGCGUGUGGGCACUCCCAGCCCUCUCAAACACACUACCACUACAGAGGAAGGCAGGUGUUGGUGUUGGGCACACCUGGCGGUGCUCAGGGACCAUGGGGCUGGGAAUCCCACCUGGCCUACUCCAGCCCCCAAAGCCUGUGUUUUGUUGUUUUAGAGCAACUGUUUGUAAAGGUGAGGAAAGAGACCCCCAGUUGCCUAGUUUGUAUUUGAGGCCUUGGGGUCCCUGCUGUCCUUAGUUCUCAGCAGUAGUCAAGCUGAGUUCGGGUAUCUCCCUUUUUCUUUGAGCCUCAUUAGCCCUUGAGCCACUCAUAUUCUUACUUUGUUGUGUCACAAAUACUUCUAAGCACCUAACAAGUCAUGGAUGUUUGCUCCAGUUAAAAAAGUACAUUUCCCCAGAAUGUGCUUUCCUGAACUGUAUCAGAUUGACUGGCCUUCCCCUGCAAGUUCACCCAUGAAUGCAGAUAAUCAGCCUUGCUUUAAAACUUGUCAUACAUUUAAAUAUUAUUUGAAGAUACGUUAGACUGGAAAAAUUUUUGCUUGACUCAUUUCACAAAGUACUUACCAGCUCCCACAUAUCAGGAAGGACAGGGACAGCAGCAGUCGAGCCAUGACACAGCAGAGAGGGACUGGGACUGUGGCAGGUAGGCCUGACCUUGGAAAGGAGUCUAAAUGUUUCCUCCAAAAUCACUGGGUUAAAGGAGCAGUGCGAUAUGCUCUAAUGUCUAUUUAAGAGACAAGGUGGUUCAUAGACAUUUGGAGAUGUUAAGCUAUACCCUUGAGAUUCUAAAAUGAAAAGGAGAAGAAAAAGUAGUUGAGCGGGACUACAUUGCUGGGGAUUAAACCAUGCAUAGCAUGCACUUGGACCCUUCAGCUAUCUCUGCAGCCCUGUGCAUCAACUUUAAAUGACCCUGGAAAGUGGGAGCUGAACCCAUCUGGCAUGGGGUAGGAAUUCAAGAUAAGGAAGCACCUGCAAAGGCUGGAGAUAAGUAGUAGUGAAAUCUGUUACAUGUAGGAAGAAUCUGUCACUUGUCAUAAAUAAAGAUAAGAACAUUUAUAGUUUGGGAUUGGGUGGGGGGUAGGGAUUGGCCCUGGUAGAAUUUUAAUAUUCCUAUUGAACUGGACUUGAAGGCACUGUAAACUUGGGGGUGGCAGGGAGGAGUUGGUUUUUGGCUUUAAAAUUAAAUUUAAGGCAUCAGGUGAAAGGUUAUUCCAGUCAAGGCUGAGGCUGAGGAGAGGGCAAGCAGUUUCAGAAGUGUAAACCUCCGUUAGUGACAUCGGACUUCCAGUCAUUCCCGUUUAGAGCAGUGAAACCUGAAAGGCAGUGAUGGGAGAGUAACUAGCCCUGCUGCAUGGGAAACGGCCUCUGCCCCUCACUAAUGAGCAGGCUCAGGCCUGUAGCAGGAGCUUUCACUCCAGACACAGUAUGUACUUACUCAGUAGUGCAGUGCCCAGAACCUGAGACUGGGAGAGCAACCUACUAGGUUCCCAGGCUUUGAUUUCUAUAGUAUUGAGAUUGUUCCAUGCAAGUUCACUAUUUAAAUUACACAGUUUGGUCUUUUUCAGUCUAUUCAGGGUUGUGUGACCUAUCAUCACAGUCAAUUUACAUUUUUAAUCACCUUAGAAAGAGACCCAGGACCAGAGAACUCCACAGGCUGAAGUGCAGGCUUUGCCUGCAAGAGGGUCUUGUUUGAUCCUGGUACAUCAUAGUUCCCGAGCACUGCCAGGACUGACCCCUGAGCACUAAGCCAGAAGUAAUUCCUGAGCACUUGAGGAUGUGGUAUAAAAAUGAAAGAAACACAGUACCUUUAGUGAUCAGCUCCCAAUCCUUUCAUUCUGACCCCCGUUUCUAAACUACCAGUGAAACAUUUAGAGAUUUUCCCUCUUCUGUACGAUUGACAGAGAUGGUGUUACCUACUGUAGGAUCUCCAGCAUAUGCCUCGUGUCUUUAGGUUCACUAAUUAGGGACCCGAUCAUCCAGUGGUUAAGGCACUUGCCUUGCAUAUGGCCAAUUCAGUUCAAUCCCCGGUACCACAUAUGGGCCCCCAAGCACUACUAGGGAUCACUCCUGCAGACAGUCAAGAAUAACCCCAGAGCAGGGCUGGAACAAUAGCACAGCAGGUAGGGCAUUUGCCUUGCACGAGGCCACCCAGGUUCGAUUCCCAGCAUCCCAUAUGGUCCCCCGAGCAUCGCCAGGAAUGAUUCCUGAGUGCAUGAGCCAGGAGUAACUCUGUGCAUCGCCAGGUGUGACUCAGAAAAGGUUAGCUUAAUAUCAAAACAAUUGUAAACCAAAUAACCUCAAUAAAAAUUACUAGGAAAAAAAUUAAAUGCUUUAAAAAAAUAAUUUAUAUUUAUUUCAAUCCUUUUUAUUGCUGAAUAAUCCAUUGAAAGGAUACAUUUUGUUUCUUCAUUUUUAGCUAGUAGACAGUUAUUUUCUACUUGCUGGCUAUUUUGAGUAAUGCUGCUGUGGAUAUUUCUGUAUAAGUUUUUGUGUGGACAUAGGUUUUUCAUUCUCGUGGGAGUAUAGCCCCAAGUUACUGCACCAUUUUAUUUUACAUUGCUCACCAGCAGCGUCCCAGGUUUCCAAUUUCUCCAUAUAUUUGUUCUCAUUUAUAAUCUUUUAUUUUAAAGGAAUUUGCAGGGCAUGAGCCAAGGGCCUUACUCGCACUUGCAUAGUAAGUGCCCUCCUCCGGAGCCCCUCCCCCAGCCGUAUACUUUAACCUUAGUACUGUAUCUCUGCUUUGCGGUCCUCGACCUGUGAUGUUGAGCAUCUUUUCAUGUGCCUUUUUGGAAUAAAUGUCCACUCAUCCUUUGCCCAUCCUUUAACUGGGCAGUCAAAAAUGUUUUCUGCCUUUCACUUGGGUGUCUUCUUUUUGUUGUGGGCCCCUCCCAGUAGAGCUCAGCCUGAGCAAGACUGGUGGUGCUCAGGCCAUGCCCAGACGCUAGCUCAGCUGUGCUCAGGGUCCCCCAGGGCUUUGUCCAGCAGCUCUGGGGCCUCGUGUCCGCUAAGCAUGUGCUGUCUACCAUUUUUUUCUAUUGCCCCAGCUCCUUCAUUUUCCUUAUAGUCCUUGGAAGCACAUUUUAAGAUUUGGGUGAAGCUCAGAUGUAUCUACUUUUCCUUCAGCUGCCCGUGGAUUUCAGUGUUAUGUUUCAGAAAGGAUUGCCAAAUUCAAGAUUACUAAGAUUUUUCAGUUUUCUUCAAAGUGAUUUAUAGCUUUAGCUAUUAUAUUUCACUCUGGUCUAUUUUGAGUUGCUUUUGUACACUUUGUGAAGUAGCUGACAGGAUCAUUUUUCCCCCCACCUGCAUUGUUUUGGGAGCCACCUUUGCAAAAAAGUUGCACCAAGAACACAAAUGAGAACUUAGUAGUUAAGAGAUAGUACAGUCUUACGGCACUUGCCUUGCACACAGCUGGCCCGGGUUCAAUCCCCAGCACGUCAUAUGCUGUCCUGAGCACCACGAGGGGUGGUUUCUGAGCACAGAGACAGAAAGAAAUAAGCCCUGAGCGUGGCCUGGAGUGGGCCAGAAACCAAACAGAAAAAAAAAAUUUUUUUUCUUUGCUUUUUGAACGCAUAACUUUGAGAUUGAACAUUCAUGAACGUGGAACAAGAGCGAAGGUUAUGAUUGACAUUUCUGCAGUGCUGAUGGUCAGAGCUGUGUGUCUGUGGAGGUGCCCCCACCUCACUUCCUUCAGCCUAGUGGUUUCCAACCUCCGAUCCACAGGAAGUUCCGGUGGUCCAUGAACUUUAUCUACUGGAUUCCUGCCGGGCUGGGCAUGGAGCUCAGCAGCCAAGCACUUGUCUUGCAUGUGGAGGGCCCUGGUUCAAUUUCUGACACAAAAAAAAAUCCACAGCAAAACCCUCAAUAUAUUGCCACUUAACACAUGAUACGACUGAAUCAUGUAGCAGUACUGUCAUAAAUACUGAUACAUAAACUUUGAGAGGGGGGAUGG
Sorex araneus (European shrew) is the source of this 6452-nucleotide messenger RNA. RefSeq names its product large 60S subunit nuclear export GTPase 1 (gene LSG1). The record is from RefSeq and is a predicted model, not a curated record. NCBI's taxonomy places the organism in Eukaryota, Metazoa, Chordata, Mammalia, Eulipotyphla, Soricidae. The transcript is spliced from 14 exons. Gene Ontology annotation, biological process: ribosomal subunit export from nucleus. Gene Ontology annotation, cellular component: cytosol. The coding region runs from base 52 to 1953 and encodes 633 amino acids. Gene Ontology annotation, molecular function: GTPase activity; GTP binding.